Microthlaspi erraticum is the source of this 1323-nucleotide messenger RNA. The record is from the annotation of a GenBank genome assembly. Lineage: Eukaryota; Viridiplantae; Streptophyta; Magnoliopsida; Brassicales; Brassicaceae.
AUGUGUGGUAGGGCUCGAUGUACUUUGAGACCUGAAGAUGUCCCAAGGGCUUCUCACCGCCAUGGCGUUUCUACACGUUUUCUUCACCUCGACCGUUAUCGUCCUUCUUACAAUGUUGCUCCUGGAUCUUACAUACCGGUUUUGAGAAGAGACAGCGAAGUUGUUGGUGAUGGUGGUGUUACUGUUGAGUGUAUGAAAUGGGGAUUAGUCCCUAGUUUCACUAAGAAAACUGAUAAGCCUGACUUCUUCAAAAUGUUCAAUGCUCGGUCUGAAUCCGUAGAUGAAAAACCAUCUUUUCGCCGAUUGCUUCCAAAGAAUAGGUGUCUUGUUGCAGUUGAUGGGUUCUAUGAGUGGAAAAAGGAAGGUUCGAAAAAGCAACCAUACUACAUCCAUUUUAAAGAUGGGAGGCCUCUUGUCUUUGCUGCUCUUUUUGAUUCUUGGCACAAUUCAGGAGGAGAGACACUUUACACCUUCACGAUUUUGACAACCUGUUCCUCGUCGUCCCUCAAGUGGCUCCAUGACAGAAUGCCAGUAAUCCUAGGUGACAAGGAUUCAGUAGACACAUGGUUAGAUGAUCCAACAACUCAGAAACUGAAGCCAUUACUUACACCAUAUGAGAACUCUGAUUUGGUUUGGUAUCCAGUAACCUCUGCAAUUGGUAAACUAUCUUUUGAUGGACCAGAGUGUAUACAACAGAUACCGCUAAAGUCUUCACAAAACAGCUUGAUCUCCAAGUUUUUCUCAACAGCAGAGAAACUAGACAAAGAAACCAAAUCGGCAUAUGUGAAAGAGGAACCUACGGUUGAAGAAGUAGAUGAAGAGAAAGAUAGAUCGAACGAAGCCAAGAAUCUUGGUUUUCAAAAGAUUGUGAACGCAGAACCGGUUCUUGAAGAUAACUCAGCUGUUGCAUCAUCCCAUCUUGAAUCUGUGAAGAGUGAAGUAGUUCAGGGGAAUGCAAAUGGAGAAGGGAAAUCUACUAAAGAAACUGGUGAAAGCAAUGACAUCAUACCGACUGAGACCGAGACUCAAGGCCAUGGCUUUACUACAAUUGAGGAAUUGAAGCAGCUUGAGCACCAGCAAGAGGCUGUUGAAGAUAAACCAGGGAAUGAAAACCAGAAGACUUGCCAGACCAAGAAGGAAGGUGACUUAGAGUUUAGCAAGAACUCUUCAGGAAAGAGUGGGACAAAGAGAGACUAUGAGGUGUUCUCAGCUGAGAAGCCAUUGAAACAAGGAAAGAAGCAAGGAAAAGGGAAUAAGGCUAACAAGAUAAAGAAAUCUAAUGAGACGCAGUCUACAUUACAUUUCUUUUUCGAUGGGAAAUAA